Messenger RNA from Danaus chrysippus (African queen), 831 nucleotides. The record is from the annotation of a GenBank genome assembly. Lineage: Eukaryota; Metazoa; Arthropoda; Insecta; Lepidoptera; Nymphalidae.
AUGCGAAAACAGUCAUCUGUUGAGAAAUUAUGUACAAACGAUUUCAAGAAUGAUUCUUUCAAUUGGCUCUUAUACGCGCGGUAUGUUCGCGGUGAGAAUACUCUGUGCCUGGAGCUGGCAGACCGUCUGCAGCGGGAUGCAGAUAACAAACACAGAUAUGCACAUUAUAUUAAGGGUGCGAUGUUAGCAGACGCUGGAAGGUACCAGGAGGCGGUUGAAAAGUAUCACAGCUGUAUUAGACUGCAGCCCCAAGACCCAGAUCCUUUAAAACAGGUCGCGAAAUGUUUGUAUAAACAAGGUAGAACACAGUUGGCGCUCGAAGCUUACUUGGAGGCUGAAAAAAUAUCGAAACAUCCGGAUCCGGAUAUUUACUGCGGAUUGGCGUCAUGUGCGGCGUGUAUCAGCGACCCUCGCGACGUGUCGUGGGCCCGCUCGGCCCUCACCGCAGGCGGAGGGGAGCGAGCCGCCUCUCUGUUGGCUGCGAGACUGUUGGCUCGAGGAGACAUGAAGGACGCGCUGGCAGUGUAUGAACAUGCUGUCACUGAGUACUCAUGCGGAGCGGACACGUUGUCAGCGGCGGGAGCGUUGUGUCUGCGGGCGGGACUUCCUCGGCGGGCGUUCCAGUUAUUAGGCGAGGCGCUGUCUCAGCAGCCGACGCAGCACGCCGCGGCGAUGGCCCUAGCUGCCAUGCUGCUGCAGCAUCGUGACGAGGACGCUGCCCUCGCCAGGCUCAAAGCCGCCCUCACCGCGCACCCCGCCUGUGUCGCCGCGCACUCAAACCUCGGCCUUGCUCUGUUCUCCAAGAAGAAGUUCAUAGCGGUGGAUAAAUAA